Messenger RNA from Dromaius novaehollandiae (emu), 2365 nucleotides. It is a transcript of the gene PDZK1, whose product is annotated as PDZ domain containing 1. Gene Ontology annotation, biological process: protein localization to plasma membrane. Lineage: Eukaryota; Metazoa; Chordata; Aves; Casuariiformes; Dromaiidae. The transcript is spliced from 8 exons. Gene Ontology annotation, cellular component: apical plasma membrane. Bases 1 to 1566 code for a protein of 521 amino acids. The record is from RefSeq and is a predicted model, not a curated record. Gene Ontology annotation, molecular function: signaling receptor binding; protein-membrane adaptor activity.
AUGACUUCUGCUCUCCAGCCCCGAGAAUGUAAAGCGACCAAAAAACCCCAAAAGAACUACGGAUUCUACCUGCGUAUUGAGAAAGACACAGCAGGGCAUCUUGUCCGGAACGUGGAAAAGGACAGUCCAGCUGAAAAGGCUGGCUUGAAGGACGGAGACAGAGUCCUCAGGGUUAAUGGUGUAUUUGUAGACGAGGAGGAACACACACAGGUGGUGGAGAUAAUCAAGAAGAGUGGGAAUUCUGUUGUAUUCUUUGUUCUGGAUGAAGCUUCCUAUCAAAAGGCAAGAAAGGAGGGAGUGAACUUGGAAGAGUUGGGUCAAAAGGUGUCAACAGAACAGCAGGAGGAGCAGCAGUCCCCGCCGCUCAGGGCCAAUGGAGCAGCAAUCACUGCAGCUCCACAACCCCGGCUCUGCUACCUGGUGAAGGAAAGGAAUGGCUAUGGCUUCUCCUUGAAAACCACAGAAGGUCAGAAGGGCUUGUUCAUAGUAGAGGUAUCAUCACAAGGAGCAGCUGCAAAGGCUGGUGCCCAAAAUAAUGAUCGCCUGAUUGAAAUCAAUGGAAAAAAUGUGGAAAAUGACACACACGAGGAGGUGGUAGAAAAGGUAAAGAAGUCUGGAAAUCAUGUUAUGUUUCUACUUUCCGAUGAAGAAACGGACCAGUAUUACAAAAGCCAGAAGAUGGUACUGAGCAAAGAAAAUGCCAACCUCAAAUUGCUUCCCCUCAAACCACAACUUGUUGAGCUCCAGAAAGGAACAAGUGGUUAUGGCUUUUAUCUACGAAUGGAACGAAAUACUGGUGGUCAUGUGAUCAAGGAUGUUGAUUCUGGGAGCCCAGCAGCCAAGGCAGGUCUCAAAGACAAUGAUAUCUUAGUGGCCAUCAAUGGUGAACGAGUGGAGGCUCUGGACCAUGAACAAGUAGUGGAAAAGAUUAAGCAGUCAGAAGAAAAAGUUGCACUGCUGGUAGUGGAUAAGGAGACUGACACCAUGUAUAAACUGGCUCAAAUUUCCCCCUAUUCAUACUACCACAAAGUACAAGAUCCAUCUCCAGCUAAAGUGGAGGAAAGAGUGGAGCUGCACACUGAGCAGAAAGUGAACAAGCCAAGAAUCUGCAAGAUGGUGAAAGGGCCUAGUGGAUUCGGUUUCAGUUUGAAUAUGAUCAAGAACAAACCUGGACUGUUCAUCAGUGAGAUACAAAAGAGUGGGCCAGCUGACACUGCUGGUCUGAAAGAUAAUGACUUUCUGGUGGAAGUGAAUGGGAUGAAUGUGAGGAAUGAAUCCUAUGAAGAAGUGGUGACAAGAGUGCAGGAUAGCGGUGAUGAACUAACACUACUGGUGUGCAGCAAAGAUGCUUACGAAUACUUUCAGCAUCAGAAGAGUCACAUUACAGCCUCUACAGCAGAUCCAUUCUACAAUGCUUUUGAACCUCCUGCUUACACACAAAAUCCACCAGCAGAGCCAGAGAGAACCUCACCAGAGCCAAGAGAAAGAGCAAGCUCAUCCUCCUCUUCGCAAUCACUCGCCUCACCAACAGCAGACCGUGACAACAGCGAUGACACACGGUUAUGAGAAGACAAACUAUACCAAGAACAAAUAAGUCUCCCAGAUCCCUUUACUUCAAUCAUUCUUUCCUACUGCAUAUCCCAGAAGUAGACUAUUUCUAGGAUUGUACUCCCUUAUAGGUAUGGCAAUCUCUUGCUGAAAUGCAACUGUCUGAAAUAAACACUUCAAUGUAACUUGUAGUCAUUUAACACACUGCAAUUGUACUUCAUUGGCUUUUUGCCUUGUAAAGUGAGCAGUUAGUCACUUAUUUCUGUAAAGACUUAAGUGACUAGAGGUAUAUACUUAAAUGUGCUGCCGCAGAGGGAGGAACCAUAUUUCAUAAAUCUGUAAGUGUUUUAGCCUUUUAAAGACAAGCUCUUAAAUACAGAGCAACUGAUCUCUCCCCAUCUCCCAGGAGACGCAGUUCUCCUAAACAAAGCUCAUGAACUCAAUCUCUGCGGUGACUUAUGUGCUGUAUUUACUGCAGUACAACUGCUGUGAUAUGUCAUAAGCCAAUGUACUACGUGCAUUACACUCCUUUCCCUUGCUAACACUGCAGAAGUUUUUUUUCAAACAUUACAUUAACUUCAUAAUUCACAAUUCAAAACCUUUAAGCACUAUUCUCUCUCCUCUGCUUAUAGUUGUGGAUCACAGUAGUUAGAACAGCGUAUGUAAUUCACAGUCAUGCUUUGUCUGACUCCGAGCCAACCACAUUGUCUUGAAUGCAACAUAAAUGGCUCCAUAAUACUGCUACUGUAUGCUUUGCCUCCUUGCUGUACACCAAAAACAAUGCUGAAAUAAAUCGUUGAGAGUGGCUAUUUCUUUA